AAACAAGAUGGCGGCGGCGUAUCGGGCGCGGAAGGGGGAGGCGGCCCGGAGCGCCCGCGAGUGAGCCGCGGGGCGGCGAAGGGAGCGCGGGCGGUGGAACUUGCUGCCGCGGCCUUGGAUGGGCUGGGCCCCCCUCGCCGCUCCGCCUCCUCCACACGCGCGGCGGCCGCGGCGAGGGGGACGCGCCGCCCGGGGCCCGGCACCUUCGGGAACCCCCCGCCCCGGAGCCUGCGGCCUGUGCCGCUUCGGCCGCCCGGGGCCCCGUGGAGCCCCCGCCGCCGCGCCGCCCCGCAGACCGGACGCUGAGGGCACUCGGGGUGGGGCGCGCGCUCGGGCAGACGUUUGCGGGGAGGGGGCGCCUGCUUGGCCCCGGCGACCACCGCGGGGGUCGCGGGUCGGCUCGGGGGGUGCCCAGUGCGGGCCCUCGCGGGCGCCGGGCAGCAACCAGCCCUGAGCGGAGCUGUUGGCCGCGGCGGGAGGCUGCCCGGACGCCCCCACCCCCCCGAACGCUCGCCCGGGCCGUCGAGAGUCGGCGCCCCCCGGGAGGUCCGCUCGGUAGUCCGCGGCGGAGCGUUUGCGGCUGGGACAGGCGGCGGGACCCGGGCGUCGCCGGAGACACCCCCAGCGAAGUUGGGCUCUCCAGGUGUGGGGGUCCCGGGGGGCAGCGACGUCGCGGACCCCGCCUGUGGGAUGGGCGGCCCGGAGAAGACCGCGCUUGGCCGUGUUCACGCUUGUCCGUGGGCCUGAGGUCCCCGGAGGAUGACCUAGCACUGAGAAGCCCCGGCCGGCCUCCCCAGGGCCUCCGAGGACGAAGUUGACCCCGACCGGGCCGUUCCCCAGUACCGAGGCCCGGGUCCCACUGCAACUCGCGUCUGAGCCGCCGUCCCGGACGCCCGGUGCCCGCGGGUCUGCAGACCCUGCACCGGGCUCGGACUCGCAGCCGGGACUGACGUGUAGGACAAUCGUUUCUGUUGGAAGAAGGGUUUUUCCCUUCCUUUUGGGGUUUUUGUUGCCUUUUUUUCUUUCUUUUUUCUUUGUAAAAUUUUGGAGAAGGGAAGUCGGAACACAAGGACCGCUCACCCGCGGACUCAGGGCUGGCGGCGGGACUCCAGGACCCUGGGUCCAGCAUGGAGGUGGUGGACCCGCAGCAGCUGGGCAUGUUCACGGAGGGCGAGCUGAUGUCGGUGGGCAUGGACACGUUCAUCCACCGCAUCGACUCCACCGAGGUCAUCUACCAGCCGCGCCGCAAGCGGGCCAAGCUCAUUGGCAAGUACCUGAUGGGGGACCUGCUGGGGGAAGGCUCUUACGGCAAGGUGAAGGAGGUGCUGGACUCGCAGACGCUGUGCAGGAGGGCCGUCAAGAUCCUCAAGAAGAAGAAGUUACGAAGGAUCCCCAACGGGGAGGCCAACGUGAAGAAGGAAAUUCAACUACUGAGGAGGUUACGGCACAAAAAUGUCAUCCAGCUGGUGGACGUGUUAUAUAAUGAAGAGAAGCAGAAAAUGUAUAUGGUGAUGGAGUACUGCGUGUGUGGCAUGCAGGAGAUGCUGGACAGCGUGCCAGAGAAGCGUUUCCCGGUGUGCCAGGCCCACGGGUACUUCUGUCAGCUGAUUGAUGGCCUGGAGUACCUGCACAGCCAGGGCAUCGUGCACAAGGACAUCAAGCCCGGGAACCUGCUGCUCACCACCGGGGGCACCCUCAAAAUUUCCGACCUGGGUGUGGCCGAGGCACUGCACCCGUUCGCGGCGGACGACACCUGCCGGACCAGCCAGGGCUCCCCGGCUUUCCAGCCACCCGAGAUUGCCAACGGCCUGGACACCUUCUCCGGCUUCAAGGUGGACAUCUGGUCAGCUGGGGUCACCCUCUACAACAUCACCACGGGUCUGUACCCCUUCGAAGGGGACAACAUCUACAAGCUGUUUGAGAACAUUGGGAAGGGGAGCUACGCCAUCCCGGGUGACUGUGGCCCCCCGCUCUCCGACCUGCUGAAAGGGAUGCUUGAGUACGAGCCGGCCAAGAGGUUCUCCAUCCGGCAGAUCCGGCAGCACAGCUGGUUCCGGAAGAAACACCCUCCGGCCGAGGCGCCGGUGCCCAUCCCGCCGAGCCCGGACACCAAGGACCGGUGGCGCAGCAUGACUGUGGUGCCGUACUUGGAGGACCUGCACGGCGCGGACGAGGACGAGGACCUCUUUGACAUCGAGGACGACAUCAUCUACACUCAGGACUUCACGGUGCCCGGACAGGUCCCAGAAGAGGAGGCCAGUCAGAAUGGACAGAGCCGGGGCCUCCCCAAGGCCGUGUGUAUGAACGGCACAGAGGCGGCGCAGCUGAGCACCAAAUCCAAGGCGGAGGUUAGGGCCCCCAACCCUGCCCGCAAGGCCUGCUCCGCCAGCAGCAAGAUCCGCCGGCUAUCGGCCUGCAAGCAGCAGUGAGGGUGGCCACCUGCAGGAGCCCGAGGGAAGUGGAGAACCGGUACCCAGGCUGACCUCUUCCAUCCUCCCUCCCCGCUGCAGCCCGUGUCCAGGAGCCCCGCCAGGUGCCCGAGCCAGGCCCUCAGUCUUCCUGGCGGUCCCGCCCGCCCUCCCGGAGAGGUGGCUGCCAUGCCUCUGUGCCGACCGCGCCCCAGGACCUCCGGAGCACCCUGCAGGGCCGGGCAGGGGGACAGCAGGGACCGGGCACAGCCCUCCCCUCGGCCGCCCGGCAGUGCACGCUUGUUGACUUUGCAGCCCGGGGCGGAGCCUUCCCGGGCGGGCGAGGGAGGAGGGAGGCGGCCUCGAUGCACUUUACGUGGAGACUACUGGCCCCGCCCGUGGCCUCGUGCUCCGCAGGGCGCCCAGCGCAGUCCCCGCCGCAGACCAGCGGGCGGGUGUGAAGACCAGGCUCCUGGCCCUGCCAUGCAUGCAGCACCGCCCGGAAGCCGCGCGGCCACUUUGGUUUUGUUUGGUUGGUUCCAUUUUCUUUUUCUUUUUUUUUUUUUUUUUAAAAAAAAAUAAAAGGGGGAUUUGGCUGUGGCUGUGAGGGGUGUUUGGGAGCUGCGGGGUGAGGGGGGGGGCCGUGGGGUUGGGCUCACGUCGCAGCUGCCUUUGCGCGCUGGGGUCACCCUGCUUCGGCCGCCUGGUCUGAGGGCAGGACCCCUCACCUCCCCCAAGGCCACUGCGCUCUUGGGACCCCAGAGAAAACUCGGAGCGAGCAGGAGUGUGCAGUCAGUAUUUAUAAUCAUCCAGAAAACAAACACGAGAAACGCCAUCGCGGGAUGGUGCAGACGCGGCGGGGGCUCGGAGGGCGUGGUGUGGGCGAGGGCGCCCGAAUUUGGCAAUAAAUAAAGCUUGGGAAGCUUGGA
This is a messenger RNA of Chlorocebus sabaeus (green monkey), 3337 nucleotides long. The record is from RefSeq and is a predicted model, not a curated record. NCBI's taxonomy places the organism in Eukaryota, Metazoa, Chordata, Mammalia, Primates, Cercopithecidae.